CCCUACACGCCCUACUACGAGGAAGUGAUCCACGGCCGGGAAUUCCUGCCGCCGCCCGCCCGCCGGACCGACGUGCUCUUCAAGGGCGAGCCCGUGUGCGGCGCCCAUCCCGGAGCUGCCGCCGCUGCCGCCGCCGCCGCUGCCGCCGCCGCAGCCUCCUCCUUCUACAGCGCGGUGGGCAGGAACGGCAUCCUCCCUCAGGGCUUCGACCAGUUCUACGAGACGGCCCACGCCGCCGCCCCCGGGCCGGAGCAGGCGGGUCCGGAGGGCGACGCCAAGGGCGACCUCAAGCCCCCCAGCGGCGGCGGCGGCACUUGUGGCAAAGCCUCGCCCCCCCUCCCCAGCCAGGAGAAGAAGGCCGCCGGGCCGGGAAGCGCCGCCGAGUCCCCCGCCGGGGAGGCCGUGGCGGAGAAGAGCAGCGGCUCAGCCAUCCCCCAGCGAUCCCGGAAAAAGCGAUGCCCUUACACCAAGUAUCAAAUCCGGGAACUCGAGCGGGAGUUUUUCUUUAACGUGUACAUUAACAAAGAGAAAAGACUUCAGUUGUCCAGGAUGUUGAGCCUGACGGAUCGACAAGUGAAAAUCUGGUUCCAAAAUCGAAGGAUGAAAGAAAAGAAACUGAACAGAGACCGUCUGCAGUAUUUCACUGGGAACCCCUUGUUUUGAGAGGACAAACUUUGGGGGUGGGGGUGGGAUGGGGAAAGGCAGAAAACAUCUCCUCUCUCGGCUCGAUCGGCCAGAUGAAUUUGGAAAAAUCAGGAGGUUUCCAGGCCAGCCGCCCUGCGGACACAACCGGUGCCAUUUUUUCCAUGUUCAGCAACGUUGGUUCUUCCAAGCACUCCUCGUCUGCGGGAGAGGUCCAGGACUUGGCGGAGCUGAUUUCUCCUGAGGGGAAAGAGGGUAAAUCCAAAGUCAAUUUUCUUCAUUUUCGUUUUAAAUCACUCUUGAUGUUCUUCCCCUUCUCCCUUUCGGCGGGUUUAAGU
This is a messenger RNA of Gekko japonicus, 980 nucleotides long. It is a transcript of the gene HOXD11, whose product is annotated as homeobox D11. Gene Ontology annotation, cellular component: nucleus. The transcript is spliced from 2 exons. The annotation marks the transcript as partial. The record is from RefSeq and is a predicted model, not a curated record. Gene Ontology annotation, molecular function: RNA polymerase II cis-regulatory region sequence-specific DNA binding; DNA-binding transcription factor activity, RNA polymerase II-specific. Gene Ontology annotation, biological process: regulation of transcription by RNA polymerase II; anatomical structure development. NCBI's taxonomy places the organism in Eukaryota, Metazoa, Chordata, Lepidosauria, Squamata, Gekkonidae.